Castor canadensis (American beaver) is the source of this 3199-nucleotide messenger RNA. The record is from RefSeq and is a predicted model, not a curated record. NCBI's taxonomy places the organism in Eukaryota, Metazoa, Chordata, Mammalia, Rodentia, Castoridae.
GUGGGUAGGAAGCUAGGGUUAGAGGCAAGCCGUGAGGCUAGCACCCCGAGCGUGAUCGGUUGGAGCAAAUAUGUCUGUCCGGAGGCACAUUGGGAAUCCUGAGUAUCUGACCAAAAGGAUACCACAAAACCCAAGGUAUCAGCAUGUCAAGUCAAGACUGGACACUGGUAACAGUAUGACAAAAUACACUGAGAAGCUAGAAGAGAUCAAAAAAAAUUAUAGAUACAAAAAAGAUGAACUUUUCAAGAGACUAAAAGUUACCACUUUUGCCCAGCUGGUAAGUGUAAUGAUCUUGCUUUGCUUCCUAUCUGAUCAAACACUGGAAGUGACAGCUGAGGAGAUUCAAAGGCUGGAAGACAAUGACUCUGCAACUUCAGACCCUGAUGGUGAAAUCACUAACAGGACCAACGGGAAAGGGAGCCCCGUUGAGCAGUCACCCAGCCCUGUCCAAUUCAUCAACAGCGCGGGAGCAGGGGAUUCCAGUCGCUCCACUCUCCAGAGUGUCAUCAGCGGUGUUGGGGAACUGGAUCUAGACAAAAGGCUAGUGAAGAAAUUAGAGCCGAGCACCAAAGACAAGCCUUAUCCUGACUGCCCCUUCCUGCUACUAGAUGUGCGUGAUAGAGAUUCUUACCAGCAGUGCCACAUCAUUGGAGCCUACAGUUACCCAAUUGCAACUCUGUCCAGAACAAUGAACCCCUAUUCAAAUGAUAUUCUCGAAUAUAAAAAUGCCCAUGGCAAGAUCAUCAUUCUGUAUGAUGACGAUGAGAGACUGGCCAGUCAGGCGGCCACCACUAUGUGUGAGCGUGGGUUUGAAAACCUCUUCAUGCUUUCUGGAGGUCUGAAAGUCUUAGCUCAGAAAUUCCCAGAAGGACUGAUUACUGGUUCCCUGCCAGCCUCUUGCCAGCAGGCCCUUCCUCCUGGUUCUGCCCGGAAACGGUCCAGCCCCAAAGUGCCGCCCCCGCCAGCAGAAAACAAAUGGAGAUUUACCCCAGAAGACUUAAAAAAGAUAGAGUAUUAUCUGGAAGAGGACCAGGGUCCUUCAGACAACCCUAGCCGACUGAUCCAAAGUAACUUCUGCGGAAGAGACUCCAAGGUGCCUGUUGCCCGCAGUGGUCAGAACCUACCCGCCGGGGCCCCUGGCGGCCACUUGAACCCCCGUGCACUCAGCAGUGGCCACCCACAAGGCAAACCCUGGAAGUAGACUUUGUCUUGCUUAGUCAAAUAAAUGUUUCCCCUCCUUUCGGGCCCCCAAGCAGUUCCCAAGUUGGUCAUUUUCAGAAAGUGCUGUAGAAGAAAAAUGGUGAGGUGGGAUAGGCCCUUUUCCUUCCCUGUCUCCAUCCAUCUCCUCUCCCUUCAGCCAGCUCCGGAAGGAUUUUGACAGAUGACCGCAAAAACCAGAAGCGUGACAGGCUCUAGUGUCCUCCCUGUGUUUACAGUAUAUGUAAGUCUUUUGAGACUGAAUAGGAAAAAAAUAAUCCCCUGUCUCCCCCUUUCAAAAAAAAACAAUAAGGUCCAGCUUGUUUGGUCUAUACCCAGUGUUUUGUAAAUACUUUUGUCACAUCUGCUGGUGUGUUCUAUCCAACCAGGUUUUUUCGCUUACUAUUGAUUUCCUGGAAGAUUGUCCAGGUGGGCUUGGCGUGGGCCUCUGUCCCCUGGGGUGUGGAUGAUCCUGUUCUGCAGCCACAGGCCCCACACCAGGCGCAGGUGCUAGCUGAGGCGCUCCGCCCAGCAUGCUGCAGGCUCUGUUGAGUUAGGAGGCCUGUCCUGUGAGCCUGGCUCAGUUUUACAGUUUAGUAGAGAAGCUCUGCACUUACUGAGUGCUCUCCUCAUUAAAUGGUUUCCUGGGGCCAGAAAGGGGGUGGUUAGCUGUCAUCACACUGGGAGGAAGGCAUCACACAGGAUACCCUGGCCAUGGUACAGGCCUGUGCUGAGAGUCCCUAGAAGCCCACCACAGCUCUCCCUCAAUGGUUGGUAUCACUGUUGUAAAUUUCCAUUGCCCAACUCAAGUUCAUCCAUGUCAGAUGGGUAGAAAUCAUGGCCACUUAAAAAUGUGAGCUUUGCUCAGGCACCUGGGGACCGCACAAGGUGAGGAGGACUCUAGAGUCCUUUGUCAGGGCUGACAACCUCUUAAGCCCUUGCUUAAAAAUACAGUAUUAGUCUAAUUGAGUAAUUAGUGCAAUUUCCUGCUUACCUUUCAUGCUCAUGACUGAGCUGUGAUUAGGAGGUUGUGAUUAUAGAUUCUGGUUUUGGCCGGAAUUUUGAAUCAGCAUUAAUUGAAUUGCUAGAUGACUGACGUUCUGUUUAAUUGGGGGAACAAAAGAUCUCAGGUAAGGAUGAACUCUGAAAUCAUACGAAAAGGAAAAGAGCCUUGUUAAUUUUUAUGGCCUGUGAUCGUAGCUGUGAUAAGGGACUAAGGAAUAAAUUGUGCUCUUUGUCAUGGCAACCAGCUUUGAAAAGCCCACUGAAAAUUGCCCAUCCUUAGGUGGCUGUCGCUGCUCUGUGAGACUUGCCUUAACAGUACUAUUUUCUUGCCACCAAAAAGAGAAAAAAAGCACCACAGUAUUUCUAGCAUGAGGGCUGUGUUUGUAAGAGAAAUAAACGUAAUAAAUAUCGCAUGGAGACAUAUGGAAAAAUAACUCAGAUUCAGCCCAGCUCUGUUUCAGAAUGUGUUUAUUCUUCUCUACUUGAUUUCCAAAGUGCAACAUUUUCCGAUGCUUUAGAAAUCAAACAAACCAGGGACAUUGUUCAGAUGUCAAGCCGUGCCCAAUUUUCCACAAGAUUCAAGAAUCUUGUAUAAAAUUCAGCCAACAUACACAUAGCUUUAAUGAGGAGCCUGUCAUGUUUCCCCAUAAAUUUAUUGCCUGAGAACUUAGUUCAGCCUUUCACUAAUGCCAAAAUGCUCUGGCUUUUAUUUUCUUUACAACAUAGAUAGAAAAAUGCAAAUUUUUCACACUCAGCUUUCCCCUAGUAUAGACAGGAUUUUCAGCCAUCUUUGAUGUGUAUAUGUUUUUAAGGAAAAGUGUUUUUCUAUGAAACAAAGUUCUUGUUAUGCCAUUUUAAAGCUGGCUAGUCAGGAGAUUAGACCUCCCCACCCAAUGUACUUUGAAAGUAAAGGAUCGUUCCCCACAGAUACUAGUGUUAGAAACUGUUGUAGAUAGUGUGGAAAGCCAUUUCAGCCAAGCUUUCAGAUUGCUGUGUG